GCGGCGCGGGCGGAUGAACAUUUCGCGGGAGAUCGGCUAGCAGCGGUGCAGACUCCUGACACACGACUCCUGCAGACAGACGACCCCUCAGGACCAAACAACCCUCGGCAAGAUGAGUUUGUGGCUGGACAAGUACCGGCCCAGCUCCCUGGGCAAGCUAGACUUCCACAAGCAGCAGGCGGCCCAGCUGAAGAGCCUGGUCCAGUGCGGGGACUUCCCCCACCUGCUGGUGUACGGGCCGGCCGGCGCCGGGAAGAAGACCCGCAUCACGUGUCUGCUGAGGGAGCUGUACGGAGCCGGCGUGGAGAAGCUGCGCAUCGAGCACCAAACUGUGGUGGCCCCGUCAAAGAAGAAGAUUGAGAUCAACACCAUAAGCAGCAAUUAUCACCUGGAAGUCAACGCAAGUGAUGCAGGGAACCAGGACCGUGUGGUGAUUCAGGAGCUGAUCAAAACCAUGGCUCAGUCCCAGCAGAUCCAGUCCAACAGCCAGCGAGACUUCAAAGUGGUUCUGCUAACAGAGGUGGACAGACUCACCAAAGACGCUCAGCACGCCUUGCGUCGGACGAUGGAGAAGUACAUGUCCACCUGCCGGCUCAUCCUCUGCUCCACCUCCACCUCCAAAGUCAUCGAGCCAAUCAGAAGCCGUUGCCUGGCCAUCAGAGUUCCUCUGCCGAGCACCGAGGAGGUCUGCAGUGUUCUGACGUCGGUCUGUAAGAAGGAGGGGCUGCUCCUGCCGCCGGAGCUCGCCAAACACAUCAGUGACAAGUCCGGCCGCAACCUCCGCAAAGCUCUGCUGAUGUGCGAGGCCUGCAGGGUGCAGCAGUAUCCGUUCUCAGUGGAUCAGGAAGUCCCAGAGACGGACUGGGAGGUUUACCUGAGAGAGACGGCCAACGCCAUCGUCAGCCAGCAGAGUCCUCAGAGGCUGUUGGAGGUCCGGGCCCGGCUGUACGAGCUGCUGACCCACUGCAUCCCCCCCGACAUCAUCAUGAAGGGUCUGGUGAAGGAGCUGCUGAGUAACUGCGACGGCCAGCUGAAGACGGAGGUGGCCCACAUGGCGGCCUACUACGAACACAGACUGCAGCUGGGCAACAAGGCCAUCUACCACCUGGAGGCCUUCACCGCCAAGUUCAUGGCCAUGUACAAGAAGUUCAUGGAGGACGGUCUGGAUGCCAUGAUGUUCUGAUUUCUGGCAGGAGCUCCAAGGCCCCGUGACGGCCACGAGACCGGUGCUGCAAGGAAACCUGCUGCUGCUACUGCAUCCCCAGAAUACUGCCAGCUGUCUCCGUGCAGUCGCAUAAACAUCUGUACAUGGUCGGGUGUUAGUGAUGCUACAAACUUUGAUCUGCUGCAAAAUAUCAAACAGGAGUUUUGCUUGAACCAGUGGCAAAAAAGGAUUUACAUGUUUUCAAGUUUUUUUUUUCUCUUUUCCAUAGAUUUGAUUAAAUAUCGACUUUAUUACCACAAAUAAAGUUUACAGAUCAUUUUUUAAGGUACAUAACAGUGUGGACAAACAAGUGUUCAUCACAUUUGACUAUACAACCUGAUGGUUGACCCUGAACUAACAGCUUGCACCUUUUGUCAGGAUGUGUCAGAAUAACGGACAUGAAACUUCAGAGAUUGAGUUUUAAUA
Cololabis saira (Pacific saury) is the source of this 1630-nucleotide messenger RNA. RefSeq names its product replication factor C subunit 3. Gene Ontology annotation, molecular function: ATP hydrolysis activity; DNA binding; DNA clamp loader activity. The record is from RefSeq and is a predicted model, not a curated record. Bases 113 to 1183 code for a protein of 356 amino acids. Lineage: Eukaryota; Metazoa; Chordata; Actinopteri; Beloniformes; Belonidae. Gene Ontology annotation, cellular component: nucleus; DNA replication factor C complex. The transcript is spliced from 9 exons. Gene Ontology annotation, biological process: DNA-templated DNA replication; DNA repair.